UCCAGAAAACCUUCAACAAAAUGAAAUCAAGUUGAUCUAAACUGUUAUGGGUUAAAAUGCUCCGUUUAAAUAUUUAAAUGUUUAUAAAAAUCCCUUCAUGCCCAGAAAAUUCUGCAGUUUUCUCUAAAAUAUUGAUUCAAAAAACACUUUUAAGCUGCUUCUCUGCAUUUUCAAAAAUUCUGCUGCUUUUAACCAAAAGUGGAUGAAAAAACUCUUUAAAUCUGUCCAUUUUCUUGAUGACAUCUGUUGGUUUUUGGAGCUGGUUCAGCAUCAGAAAGACAUUUCCAUCCAAACCUCAGAACUUCUGGAUGUGAAGUUUGUUUGGAGGGAAACCGCACAGGCCUCGGUCACCAGCAGAGGGAGCCGUUCAGCUGGGAUGUUCUUGGAUGUCGGCUAAUCUUCUUAGCUCCUUCCUUAAGUCCUCGGCCUUCACUGAUCUCACUGUUCCUCCAGAGGAGUCAUGUACAGAAUGUGUAACGCCGCGUGGGACCAAGAGAGCGACGGAGACAGGAGUUCUCUCUGCUCCUCCUUUUGGUCUGAUGGAGAACAGCAGCAGGAGGAGGUUGAGAGGAUGGGCGGUCCAGACCCAAAGACUUCAGAGGAGCCAAAGAACCGGGGGAGCUUCAAAACAGAAGAUCUGAAAACCGACGAUGAUGAUGAAGUCAGCCGCUCUGACAGCGCAGCCGUCAGCCUGAUGACCUCCGGCUACGGAACAUGGAGACCAGAGGAGCAGGACGGAGGAGAACACAGAGAGGAACGAUCCAGCCGAGGAGAUCUGUCCGAAACGAGAGAUGAAGAUGAAGAGCGGCGGUCUCUCGUCGGCUUUGAGGAAUUUAAGAUCAGAGAUGAUCUGGAUCUGAACGGAACAACCGUCUGCAGGGUGGAGGAAGAGGAGAAGAAACGCGAGCGUGAAGGAACGCCAUCAGAGGAGCUUCACAGAGACGCUCAAAAACAUCAACUCUCCCAGAAGGAGGAGCACCUGGAAGAUGAGGAGAGCCUGGAGGAUGAAGAGCGCCUGGAGGAUGAAGAGAGCCUGGAGGAUGAAGAGCGCCUGGAGGAUGAAGAGAGCCUGGAGGAUGAAGAGAGCCUGGAGGAUGAAGAGAGCCUGGAGGAUGAAGAGAGCCUGGAGGAUGAAGAGAGCCUGGAGGAUGAGGAGCGCCUGGAGGAUGAGGAGCACCUGGAGGACGAGGAGUGCCUGGAGGAUGAGGAGAGGUUGAAGGAUGAGGAGCACAUGAAGGGCGAGGAAUGCCUCCAGAAAAAAGAACUCCUGGAAGAUGAGGAGCGCCUGGAGGAUGAGGAACACCUGGAUGAUGAGGAGCACCUGGAGGAUGAGGAGCGCCUGGAGGAUGAGGAGCGUCUGAAGGAUGUGGAGCACCUGGAGGAUGAUGAGAGCCUGGAGGAUGAAGAAAACCUGGAGGAUGAGGAGCGUCUGAAGGAUGUGGAGCACCUGGAGGAUGAUGAGAGCCUGGAGGAUGAGGAGCGUCUGAAGGAUGAAGAAAGCCUGGAGGAUGAAGAGAGCCUGGAGGAUAAGGAGCACCUGGAGGAUGAGGAGCACAUGAAGGGCGAGGAAUGCUUCCAGAAAAAAGAACUCCUGGAGGAUGAAGAGAGCCUGGAAGAUAAGGAGAGCCUGGAGGAUGAAGAGAGCCUGGAGGAUGAGGAGCGUCUGAAGGAUGUGGAGCACCUGGAGGAUGAAGAGAGCCUGGAGGAUAAGGAGCACCUGGAAGAUGAGGAGAGCCUGGAGGAUGAAGAGAGCCUGGAAGAUAAGGAGCACCUGGAAGAUGAAAAGAGCCUGGAGGAUAAGGAGCACCUGGAGGAUAAGGAGCACCUGGAAGAUGAAGUUCGCCUGUUGGGUGAAGCGGGCCUCCGGGACGAGGAGCUCCUGAAAGACGAGGCACACCUGGAGGAUGAUGUCAGUCUGGAAGGUGACAGAGGAUCUGAGUUGAGCAAAGAGGCAGAGAUCAGAGAAGAAGCUGAAGAUCCAGACGAAUCUUGGAGCCACAAAGACAUCAAGUUCAUCGACUCUCGGCUGGAUUCCAGCUGGACGCCGAGCGGGCCGAUGUGGGCGGAGCAGCAGCAGCAGCAGCAGAAGGGUAAAAGUUUAUGAACGGGGGUCCUUCAUUUCUGCUUUGACCUUCGCACACCUGGAUGGUUUGAAUCCUCGUGAGAACCUGGAGCUCCACCGUCGAUGAACUCGGAAGUGGAACAUAGAACCUCCUGAAUGUUUUCAGCUUGUUUUCUUUUUAGGUUUUAAAGUCAAAUGUUUGUUUUAGAAACAAAAUAUUUUCCAGAAGAAGUUUUUUCCUCUGCAGCGUUCAGGAGUAAACGUCGACUCUCCGGA
Molecule: messenger RNA, 2338 nt
Organism: Oryzias melastigma (Indian medaka)
Lineage: Eukaryota; Metazoa; Chordata; Actinopteri; Beloniformes; Adrianichthyidae
Product: trichohyalin-like
Exons: 1
Coding region: 461-2104 (547 amino acids)
Source: RefSeq, a predicted model, not a curated record